AUGAUUUACCCUCUGAUUCUCUCUGGGAUUUUACUUCACAUCACAGAUGGUGCUGGAAUUCAGACAAUGAAUAUCAGAGUGAAAUCUGGAUCACCUGGAAUUAUUCCAUGUCUGUAUGAUAAAAAACAUAAAGAAAACCGUAAAUACUGGUGUAAGGGGUCACAUUUGGUCUCUUGCAGUAUAUUGGCAUAUGCAAAUGAGACAGGAAAAUAUUCCCUCACUGAUUAUCCAGCUCAGAGUAUUUUUACAGUGCAAUGGAAGAAUAUGAAGACCUCAGACUCUGGAUAUUACUGGUGUGCUGUGGAGAUCGGUGGCAAAAGAGACACUGGUUAUUAUUUGUAUCUGACGGUACAAUCAACUCCUGAUGUGUCUGUGGCGCUGCGGAGCAGCAGUGUAUCUGGACAUGAAGGUGGUGAUAUCAGUGUUCAGUGUCUCUACAGUCCUAGAUAUCAGGAUAAACUCAAACAGUGGUGCAGAUAUGAAGAUCAGAGCUGUUACACAGUGGGGAGGACUAACACAUCCCAGAAUUCAUCAGUCCAGAUCAGUGAUGAUGGGAGAAGAUCCUUCACUGUGCUGAUGACUGGACUGAGACUGACUGAUUCUGGCUGGUACUUCUGCUCUGUAGGAGAUCGGCAGAUUCCUGUACAACUCACAGUCACUGAAGCCAAAAGAGACCCAGAUGUGUCUGUGGUGAACAGCAGUGUAUCUGGACAUGAAGGUGGUGAUAUCAGUGUUCAGUGUCUCUACAGUCCUAGAUAUCAGGAUAAACUCAAACAGUGGUGCAGAUAUAAAGAUCAGCGCUGUUACACUGUGGGGAGGACUAACACAUCCCAGAAUUCAUCAGUCCAGAUCAGUGAUGAUGGGAGAAGAUCCUUCACUGUGCUGAUGACUGGACUGAGACUGACUGAUUCUGGCUGGUACUUCUGUUCUGUAGGAGAUCUGCAAGUUCCUGUUCACCUCCUUGUUCAGAGCGACAAUGAAUAUAAAACUGAAAGUGAUGAUGCUGGUCUAUUUCCCUCCAUAUGCAGAAACCAAACAGCAAGCAAUGAUAAAGAGGACAGCAACUGCUCUCCUGACGGCCCAUCUGAGCAGAUGGACUGGAUUUUUCUCCUCUAUACUGCUGUGCCGCUACUUGUGUUACUGAUACUGGCUUUAGUAAUCUGGAGGCUUAGACAAAAACACAAUGGCGCUUUGUCCAAACGAGGACCAGACGUCUGUUCUGUGGCAGAAGGUCCAAUGACUGUCGCGUAUGACACUGUGGUGUUCAAGAAAGCAAAAAACCAUGAACCAAACCAGGUCUCCAUUAGCCGCCCUCCUGAACGAGAUGAAGUGAUCUACAGCACUCCGAAACUUCACUAAUAACAGAUGAUCUCAGGCCAUUCACAUUAUGAAUAUUACAAUCUGAAGUAAUGGCAUCUUCGUCUGUUUUACAUCACACAGUUUCUUUUAAAGCCACAAAGGACGUCACUUGAGACAGAAAAAGAGGAACCUCCAGAACACAUUUUAAAGUGUUGCAUGCAGGUCAUGGUUGAGCAGAUUAUUAUUUUGCUAUUAAGAUUUUUGCCACAUCUGUAAAAGUGUCACCUUUUAAUUAGCACAUAUGUUUGUAGUGGAACAUUUUGUUCUACUUUUCUACUUUUAUUCUUAGUCAGUGUGAGCAAAACUGAAAG
This is a messenger RNA of Sinocyclocheilus rhinocerous, 1670 nucleotides long. RefSeq names its product polymeric immunoglobulin receptor-like. Gene Ontology annotation, molecular function: transmembrane signaling receptor activity. Bases 1 to 1359 code for a protein of 452 amino acids. The record is from RefSeq and is a predicted model, not a curated record. Gene Ontology annotation, cellular component: plasma membrane. The transcript is spliced from 9 exons. NCBI's taxonomy places the organism in Eukaryota, Metazoa, Chordata, Actinopteri, Cypriniformes, Cyprinidae.